Messenger RNA from Botrytis porri, 1309 nucleotides. RefSeq lists its product as uncharacterized. The record is from RefSeq and is a predicted model, not a curated record. The transcript is spliced from 2 exons. Lineage: Eukaryota; Fungi; Ascomycota; Leotiomycetes; Helotiales; Sclerotiniaceae. The coding region runs from base 1 to 1005 and encodes 334 amino acids.
AUGGAUCAAAAUAACACCAUGAAUCCGAAAAAAUCAUCUGGCAGUGUAUCCAAGAAGGCCAAGAAGUCACAAACGAAGAAGUCACAAAGCAAGAAGCCUCGAACCAAGAAACCUCAAGCUGAGAAGCCACAAGCUGUUAAGGAACCUCAAGCUGUGAAGGAACCUCAGGCUGUUGACCCAGGAACCCAGACGGACAUUCUGCCUCAACGCCCAGAGUUCCCUCUCUUCGGCGAGUUGCAAAUCGAAAUCCGACGUAAGAUUUGGCGGUCAACUUUCGAAUCGAGAAAAGUCAGGCUUCGAUGUGGUUACGUACGACCAACACCAUCCAGCGAGCCCCUUCCUUUCAACAAUCCAUCCCGAGAAUCUGCUAGAGAUCAACUUGUCUGCAAGCAACUAAGGAUUCCUCCUAUCAGCGGAGUUCCGGUCGCCUUUGUCAACAGAGAAAGUCGCGCAGAAACACUCCAAUAUUACGUUCGACUGUACCAGGAUCUUCAUUCACCCGUGGACGGCAUGAACCUUCGGUAUCCUUGUACCAUAUAUUUCAACCCGAAGAUAGAUACCCCCAUCUUCUUCGCAAACGUACCGCAAUACGCGUUCGACAAGAUAAGUCUCUCCCUCGAGAGACUUUUCCCUGCAUACGACCCAGUUGCGGUCGAAGCGAUGAGGAGCAUCCAUAAUGUUGAGACUGAGUUGGCAGGAUCAUCUAUAUCUAAUCAAUAUUCAUAUGAUCUGGAUGGAUGUCGAGAUGCUCUAGCUAUGUUUGAGAAUCUUGAAACGGUGCUCCUGCUGAGUACCAACACGCAUCCCACUUCCUCGUUCAAUAUGGAAGUUUUCUUGACCCAAUAUUUCUGCCGCGAUGGAAAUUACUUGAGUAGUAAUAGCACAAGUCGAGUUCAGUUGCGAUUUUGGUCUCCACCUGAUUGGCUUCUCCAAAAUACCACCCUUGGGGCUCCUCUACCUGAUUGGCUUCAACAAAAUCUCGACUCUGGGUUUCGUUAUGCUUAGACUCACAGGAGACUUCUUGGGUUGAAGAGUAAGGUUUUAAGCAAUACACCUUUAAUUACUGUUUACAAGGACCAAGGACUGCAUGGAGUGUUUGUGAAGGCAGGGCAUAGAUAUCUUGUUUCAUAACAGGGAGAAAAGAUCUCAGGUUUGACUUCCUGUUCUUUGCAGAGUAAGCUGUUCCCAAAUACAAAUACAAUUUGAUAAAAUACAUAUCUCGACGUUCCACUGUGAAAAGAACUUUGCAAUAGGUUUAUGUGCACACUAAUGCAGGUACCAAAGAGUCGAAAGAAUCACUUUGCUCACA